Messenger RNA from Naegleria gruberi, 702 nucleotides. RefSeq lists its product as uncharacterized. The coding region runs from base 1 to 702 and encodes 233 amino acids. The record is from RefSeq and is a predicted model, not a curated record. NCBI's taxonomy places the organism in Eukaryota, Heterolobosea, Eutetramitea, Acrasida, Naegleriidae. The transcript is spliced from 3 exons.
AUGGAGGAUAUUAGUACUCCAGUCAGGAAGAAACCCAAGAGAAAGUCACUCAAGGACAUUACAAAUUUUAUUGAGGAAAAAUCCAAGAUAUUCCAAAGAGGAAAAUCAUCAAGAGUUUCAACAGUUGAUCCUCCAAUUAUUGUUCAAUCAACCAGCAACAAUUUGAAAACGAACGAGGAAAAGGAAAAUGUCGAUCUCUUACCUUCUCCAAUCCUUACAAAGAAGGAUAAGAAGAAAGACACCUUUAAGGAUCAAUUGAAAACAGAAUUGAAGAAUGCCAUCAGCGAUAGCGAGACAAAAAGUGUAAAGUCUCAAUAUCAACAUUUUGUUGAGGAUGAGAUUGCUCAAAUCAGCAGAGAAAUUGUAGAUUCUAACAUUCAACUCUAUGGUGAGACAACAAUGAAGGAUCUUGAUGAGGAAAUGAAUGAAUCUCUCAGUGAUUUAACCUCAGCUAAUAAUAUUAUUCUUGACUUGAUGGAGAGAAACAACAUCACUGAGACGCCACAUGUUACACCAAUAAGAAAAGUCAACAAAGAAGAGUCAUUCCUUAAUGAGUCUGAGAUUAAAGGACUAGUGGAUAGUUUCAUCCUACCAAGAUUUGACCCUGAGACAUCUCUCAUUCUACCUUCAGAUAAAGAAGAAGGGCUCUCACCAAUAGCAAGUCCAUCAUUCUCAAUGAGAUACAACAUUUUCUUCAAAUAA